CUGACCAAAAGAAACCCCAUACAAACCGACUUCUUCCAUCAGGAGAUGACGGAGAUCGGUGCGUCGACUACUAGUAGCAGCGCCAUGGAGUCGAUAAUGGAGAGAUUAUCUCAUCUAGAAAACCUCUACUUUCCUAGGGCUCAACAAUCCUCCGCUCUCCUUCCUUCACAACGUAAAUCCAUCCUCCAAGAUCUUUACUCCCGCGAUACCCCUGUUUUCUUAGAGCGCUACGGAUCACUACUAACAUUGGAGGAGCUUAAGGAAUUUGAUGUAUUAAGAGACAAUUAUGAAAUCAAUUGGCAUCUAAAUCAUCUACGGAGUUUGAUUAGUCCAACAUCUGAGGAUUUGAAGUUGAGGUCUGCAAAGGUUAAAAAUCGGAGGCGUGCAUACAUGGAUAAGUUGAUGUUUGAUGGGAAAUUCUUCUCUGAGGAUGCAAUGAGGGAUAGAGAACCCUACUUGCACCAUGAGUUUUUGGGGAAAUUUCAAGACCCAAGUGGAAGACGCAUGGCUAGGCCUGGGGAGCGGUGGUCUGAAACGUUGUUGAGGAGGGCAGAGGAAGGAGUUUUGGUGGAGAAGAUUAGGAGGGAGCAGCAGAGAUUGGGUGUUGAUGAGAGGGAAUGGGUGGGGAAUGAGAGAGUGCAAGAAGAACAAGAGGAGGAAGAAGAGGAGGAAGAAGAGGAAGAUGAAAUGGAAGAAGGAAAUGAUGGUGAUAUCAAUAUUCAUAGAAGGAUGCAUCAACGCGAGGUCCUCCCAGAUGACAAGGGUAGUUUAGGCAAUGAGGAGGGUACAAGUUUAUCAGCUGAAGAGAUGGCAGAUCGAAUGGACCAAUUUACGCAUGUGAUGCAACAGAAGUUUCUAUCGGGUGAAGAUCAUCAUCAUUUUAAUUACUCGAGUAUAGAUGAAGAUGAAACAUUGGAUGAUCACUGGAUGAGGGAAGCUAAUUAUGAUGCAGAAGAGAAGUACUUUGCCGAUGUUUGACUCAUAAUUCUGCUACUGUAAUUACUAGUGUCGUUGUAACAAACAUCUAUCGUAUCGUUUUUCUGUUUCGUAGAUUUUUUGACAACAACGUUGUAAUAAAUGGUAUUCUUCAGGUGCUUGUUUUUCAUUGUGGUUU
Cynara cardunculus var. scolymus (artichoke) is the source of this 1114-nucleotide messenger RNA. RefSeq names its product coiled-coil domain-containing protein 97. The transcript has 3 exons. Bases 46 to 978 code for a protein of 310 amino acids. Lineage: Eukaryota; Viridiplantae; Streptophyta; Magnoliopsida; Asterales; Asteraceae. The record is from RefSeq and is a predicted model, not a curated record.